Molecule: messenger RNA, 1134 nt
Organism: Cladophialophora bantiana CBS 173.52
Lineage: Eukaryota; Fungi; Ascomycota; Eurotiomycetes; Chaetothyriales; Herpotrichiellaceae
Exons: 3
Coding region: 1-1134 (377 amino acids)
Molecular function (GO): oxidoreductase activity, acting on paired donors, with incorporation or reduction of molecular oxygen; iron ion binding; heme binding
Source: RefSeq, a predicted model, not a curated record
AUGACAAUGCAUGCAGCUGCUACCUCAUAUCAACCAACACAAGUAUGGGAGUCCGAACGGAUGUUGUACGACUUACUCAGGGCGCCUGAGAAAUAUGAGCUAUUCUUCGAACGAUAUGCAGGCGCUCUCAUUAUGCGUUUGGGUUAUGGUAAAGAGAUUGAGUUAGGUGAAGACCCUUAUGCACGAGAUAUUCUAAAGGUUGUUCAUACGGUUGAACGUGUUGCUUCACCUGGAGCUUACCUUGUCGAUGCUUUCCCUGUGUUGAUGCAUCUACCAGCUUGGCUAUCAGGGACCUACGCAACGCAGCAAGAAGCAGCACGACUACACAACUUCGAGAUCAAGCUAUUUAGGGAAUUGCUUUUGGAAGUGCGAGAGAAGAUGAAAACUGGAAAAGCGCCUAAAUGUUUCUCUAGAACCUUCUUGGAGAGACAGUCAGAGUUUGGUCUAUCAGACGAUGAAGGCGCCUACGUCAUUGGUACUCUUUUCGAGGCUGGAGCUGGAACGACUGCCGCUGCAAUGAUGUCUUUCGUCUUGUCCAUGUGUCACUACCCAGAAUGGCAGAAGAAGGUGCAAAAGGAGGUCGAUCGAGUUGUGGGGGACGAACGCUUGCCUGAUUUUAGCGAUAUUCCUCAACUACCCACUGUUCGAGCUAUCGCGAAAGAAACUCUGAGGUGGCGUCCAGUAACUGCUGGUGGAGUACCCCAUGAAUUGAUAAAGGACGACGUGUAUGAGGGUUUCUUCUUUCCUGCCGGCACCAAUAUUCAUGCUAAUCAGUGGGCUAUUCAUCGCGAUCCUGAGCUGCACCCGGAUCCAGAGACAUUCAAUCCAGAUCGGUGGCUCCUCCCCGGAUAUGCCACCUACCGCGAGACACUUGAUAGGUUCCCAAAUCUUCAAAACUUCUCCGCAUUUGGCUUCGGUCGACGAAUCUGUCCUGGCAUGAACAUUGCGGAGAAUUCUCUCCAUUUGCUUAUUGCACGAAUUGCUUGGGCUACUGAGAUCUCGAAGAAACCUGGGGUUGAAGUCCCCCUGUACGAUUACGCAGCCGGCUUCAACGUGCAACCAAAACCAUUUGUCUUCGACUUGAAAGCGAGAAGUGCGGCUAGAAAGAAGAUUGUCGAUAUGGCUUGGCAGUAA